Molecule: messenger RNA, 924 nt
Organism: Linnemannia hyalina
Lineage: Eukaryota; Fungi; Mortierellomycota; Mortierellomycetes; Mortierellales; Mortierellaceae
Source: the annotation of a GenBank genome assembly
AUGGAGCGACUUCAGCGCGUCUUUCAGGCUUCCCAAGGCCCCGAACCCGGCCAGGACAACCCCACCGCCGACAACUCUGAAAUGGUCUACAUCUCCUCGCUUUCGCUCCUCAAGAUGUUGAAGCACGGUCGCGCUGGUGUUCCUAUGGAAGUCAUGGGCUUGAUGUUGGGCGAAUUUGUGGACGACUACACUGUUCGCGUGAUCGAUGUCUUUGCUAUGCCCCAGAGUGGAACCGGGGUUUCCGUCGAGGCUGUUGACCCCGUUUUCCAGACAAAGAUGUUGGACAUGUUGAAGCAAACCGGAAGGCCCGAGAUGGUUGUCGGAUGGUACCACUCACAUCCCGGAUUUGGAUGCUGGCUAUCAAGUGUCGAUGUCAACACCCAGCAGAGUUUCGAACAACUUAACCCCAGAGCCGUCGCUGUUGUAGUGGAUCCCAUCCAGUCCGUCAAGGGCAAAGUUGUUAUUGAUGCCUUCCGUCUGAUCAACCCCCAGACGGCUGCUGUUGGAAACGAGCCCCGCCAAACGACUUCAAACAUUGGACAUUUGAACAAGCCCAGUAUCCAGGCUUUGAUCCACGGACUGAACCGCCAUUACUACUCGAUCGCCAUCAAUUACCGAAAGAAUGAGCUGGAGCAAAAGAUGUUGCUCAACCUGCACAAGAAGAACUGGACCUCGGGAUUGACACUUACCAACUUCCACGAGCACACAGAAGAUAACGAGAAGGCUGUUAAGACCAUGUUGUCGCUGGCAGAGGCAUACAACAAGUCUGUCCAGGAAGAAUACACGUUAACGGCAGAGCAGCUCAAGACUCGCCACGUAGGCAAGGAGGACCCCAAGAGGCAUUUGGAGGCCAACGUCGAGGAAGUGAUGUCCAAUAACAUUGUUGUUGCCCUCGGCACAAUGCUGGACUCUGUCAGUUUCUAG